Molecule: messenger RNA, 735 nt
Organism: Paramecium sonneborni
Lineage: Eukaryota; Ciliophora; Oligohymenophorea; Peniculida; Parameciidae
Source: the annotation of a GenBank genome assembly
AUGUUACCUUUACCUCUAUAGACACGAAAGAUGCCUAAAUUAGAAUAAAUGGAUUUAAUUGAACAAGGUUUUGGAUAAAAUAUGAGUUUAUACUCUGAAAUUCCUGUUUAAUUGUAAUAUUGUUAAUUCCAUAAGUAUAAUUAAAAAAAGGAUGAAUUCAUGAUUUUUAAAGAGGAUUACUCAAUUUACAUGUAUGCAAAAAAAUAAAAAAAUAAUUGGUAAAUUUACACAAGAGAUCCUUCAGAUUCAUAAUUUGAUAAAGAGAAUUUUGAAUGGAUAUUAAAAUUUGAAGGAGAGGAUGUAUUAAGUCUUUGGAAAAAGCCUAGUUAAUUGAUUUCAAUAAUAAAGAUUAUCCAUUGCAAUAAUUAUGGCGAAUCAUAUAAUCGAAUUCGUUUAUUGAUAACAAAUGGAAAGUUACAGAGCGUUCCUAUAGCAUUUGAUUUAGACAAUUAUCCAAAAGAUUGUGCUUAUAUAUCAACAAUUCCUCCAAUAUAUAAUUCAAAAAAAAGAGUAUGGUAUAUGUCGGAUUCAGAUAGAAUGUAAAAAGCAAGCAAAAGGAAUUUUUUAUUAGGUUUGCAUAACAAUAAAAAUGAAGAAAAACUACAGAUUCUAAAAAUGGGGAAGAUCUAAACAGGAGUAUUUAUAGUAGAUUUUAAAGAGCCUAUAAGUUUAGUGAUAGCUUUCAGUGUUGCUUUGGCUACAUGUGAACUAAAAUCAAGAAUAAAAAAUUAAUGA